This is a messenger RNA of Chanos chanos (milkfish), 1080 nucleotides long. It is a transcript of the gene mab21l1, whose product is annotated as mab-21-like 1. The record is from RefSeq and is a predicted model, not a curated record. NCBI's taxonomy places the organism in Eukaryota, Metazoa, Chordata, Actinopteri, Gonorynchiformes, Chanidae. The transcript has a single exon. The coding region runs from base 1 to 1080 and encodes 359 amino acids.
AUGAUAGCCGCCCAGGCCAAGCUGGUCUAUCAUCUGAAUAAAUACUACAACGAGAAAUGCCAGUCUCGAAAAGCGGCGAUUUCCAAGACUAUCCGGGAGGUGUGCAAGGUGGUCUCGGAUGUCUUAAAGGAGGUCGAGGUCCAGGAACCCCGCUUUAUCAGCUCCCUCAGCGAGAUGGAUAACCGCUUCGAGGGUCUGGAGGUAAUCUCCCCCACGGAAUUCGAGGUGGUCCUAUAUCUUAACCAGAUGGGAGUUUUUAACUUCGUUGAUGACGGCUCUCUUCCUGGUUGCGCCGUGCUCAAACUAAGUGACGGCCGUAAGAGAAGCAUGUCGCUCUGGGUAGAGUUUAUCACGGCAUCGGGGUAUCUGUCGGCGCGCAAAAUUCGCUCCAGGUUUCAGACUCUGGUGGCGCAAGCUGUGGAUAAGUGCAGCUACAGAGACGUAGUUAAAAUGGUUGCGGACACAAGCGAGGUUAAGCUACGCAUAAGAGACAGGUACGUAGUUCAGAUCACUCCAGCUUUCAAGUGCACUGGUAUAUGGCCGAGAAGCGCAGCCCAUUGGCCGCUGCCUCACAUCCCGUGGCCGGGCCCUAACAGAGUAGCAGAAGUCAAAGCGGAGGGGUUCAAUCUGCUUUCCAAAGAAUGUUACUCGUUAAACGGAAAACAGAGCUCGGCAGAGAGUGAUGCCUGGGUGUUGCAGUUCGCUGAAGCUGAAAACCGACUCCUUUUAGGAGGGUGCAGGAAGAAAUGUCUCUCCGUGCUCAAGACGUUACGAGAUCGUCACCUUGAGCUACCCGGACAACCGCUUAACAACUACCACAUGAAAACUUUGGUGUCUUACGAGUGUGAAAAACAUCCAAGAGAAUCGGACUGGGAUGAAAACUGUUUGGGGGAUCGACUGAACGGGAUUUUAUUACAGCUUAUUUCGUGUUUGCAGUGCAGGAGAUGUCCCCAUUAUUUUCUACCAAAUUUAGACCUUUUUCAAGGAAAGCCUCAUUCUGCGCUCGAGAACGCGGCAAAGCAGACUUGGCGACUGGCAAGAGAAAUUCUGACCAACCCCAAAAGCUUGGAGAAACUUUGA